Messenger RNA from Helobdella robusta, 1041 nucleotides. RefSeq lists its product as hypothetical. NCBI's taxonomy places the organism in Eukaryota, Metazoa, Annelida, Clitellata, Rhynchobdellida, Glossiphoniidae. The record is from RefSeq and is a predicted model, not a curated record. The coding region runs from base 175 to 744 and encodes 189 amino acids. Gene Ontology annotation, cellular component: eukaryotic translation initiation factor 3 complex; cytoplasm. The transcript has 7 exons. Gene Ontology annotation, molecular function: translation initiation factor activity.
ACUUUACACACGGCAUGUUUCUUUCAUAGUUGCAUUCCGUAAAGGGUUUUUUUAAUUUUUUUUUAAAUAAAUUUAUUUCGUCAAAUAAUUAAGAAUUGUAGUCAGAUCGCCCGCACCAAUUUUAAUUAUCUUGAUUCUAUUUUACCAUUUUAAAUAUUUAAUAAUCACAUCACAAUGGAUAUGGACAGCUCAUCUGCCUCUGAAGGAGAAAAUGAAAAUGCGUUGGUUAAAGAUCGCUGGGAUGAUGAUGACGUUCCUAAUUUUGCUAAUGUGAAAUCCAAGCCUGCCACAGAUGAACAAAAACACGUCAAGUUUGCACAGCCACCUGUGGCUCCGGCUGCGACUACAGCAGCUACCACAGUUGCUACAGCUGCGACAGAAACCACAGCAGCUGCUGACCCAUUAGCCGAAGACACCAUAGACCUAUAUGAGCCAGUCACCAAAGAACAAUUUGAUAGAUUCGAAAGUCUCAUCAAAGAAAAAUUAACCAAAUACGAUAAAUCGGCACAUUAUGUAACCAUGCUGGAUGAGUUGUUGAAGGAAUUGUGUCAAAAUUUGCAAAUGGAAGACGUCAAGAAGAUAUCCAACACGCUGACCGCUGUCUCCAGCGAGAAACUCAAACAAUCAAAGACCUCGAAAGUUAAGAAGAAAGGCAAGAGGGCUGCCCUGACGACUGGCAAGGAUGUUGACGCGGUUGAUUACGAUUACGACAACGAUUACGAUGCUUACGAAGAUUAUUUGUGAUUUUAUCAGCCUAUUUUUUCACUAUUACACUAUUUAAAUAUUUUAAUAUAUUUAUUAUUAAUAUAAUAUAAUAUAUUGUUAAUUAUUAUUAUUAAUUAUAUUUAUUAUUAUUAUUAAAUAUAUUUAUUAUUAAUAUAAUAUAAUAUAUUGUUAAUUAUUAUUUUAAUAUAUUUAAAUAUAAGGGGUAGUUUAUUUGAGGUUUUAAUUGGUACGAAAUUUGUUUUGAUGUAUUUUGUCUUUGUUUGUUAAAUAUUUUGAAGAAAUUUUAGGAUUUAUUGAAAAAGGUUUUUUAUUGCU